AUGUCCAAUUCUAGCGUCCAGCCACCUGCGUAUCGUCCUGUCGCCCACGUUUCAAGUCCCGGUUCCAGAUUAGGAACUCGCCAUUGGUCUAAUCAGCUCUCCUCCCCCCCAGAGUCGACAACAGAGGUUAACACGACAACUACGAGGCCUUUACCAACCGGUGGUCGGCCGCGACACUCAUCCACGUCAUCUACCUCGUCCAUUGCCGACUCCGUCUCCUCAAUGCCUUACAGCAGUCCCGUCCUGGCCUCGCACAAGAAGCAGUCGCAUAACUACCUUACUCGACCAGCUCCGCCUACUUCGCACCCGACCACCAGCUUGGCCCCAGCAGACAACAACAACAACAACAGCACGCGCCGGACGCCGAAUAUCAUGGGCGACAUUCCUUUGCCCAUCACAUACACCCCCACCACUCACAGAAUCAGCAAGGCCAAGAAGGGGAAGCGGGUGCAUGCGUGCGAAUUCCCUGGCUGCAACAAGGUCUUCACAAGGGCCGAACACAGACGGCGUCACGAAUUGAACCACAACCCGGAAGCCUCGUUCCGAUGCACCUACGCAGGAUGCCGCAAAGCUUUCCACCGAUCUGAUCUGCUGGCGCGUCACAUGGAGAGACACGAAUUGGAUGCGCAGUCGGAGGGAGGCUCUGGACGGCACUGGAGACAACAGAGCAAGUCUUCAGUUACUUCCGCUCCUACGACGAUGGUGAGCCAGAUGCCACCAAUCGAGGCCACUUCGGCAUCGUACCCGUCAAGUCAAGCGUCCACUCCCAUGUCAUCGGCCAGCUCGGUGGUUGGGACUCCAGACCUGUCCGGCGACCUCUCUCUCUCGUGGAACGGAAUGGAGAUACCAUUGCAGCCGAGACCAACCGUCUUUGGCAGUCACAUCCGUGAUUCUGCGGACGACCUCUCCUUCUACUCAUCUCCAGACACUUGCGCGUCUCCGGCUUCGGAUACGACUGGCUUCGUGAUGCAACCCUCAUCCGCUCCCACGUCGGUGAUGGAGCCGUUUGCCAGUGGUGUCUUCCACCAAGACCUGACCGCAUCUCCCAUCCAAUUGCCCGCCACCACCUCGCGCGAGUGGGAUGGUCUUGAUGCAGUUUCGGCCCCGCCCAUGAUGCCUCUCUCUCUGGACGGCAGCGACAUGAUGCAGCCAGUAGAACCUCCAGUGCCAAUACCCCUCUCCAACCUGGAUGGGGAUGAGUGGUUUGCCUUGCGACGAGAACUUACUUCCGCCCCCGGAGUCGUUUCAGGAAACGACGGCAUGGAAAUCGUGGACACUGUGAAAUGGCAGGACUGCUUCGAAUGCUACUGGCAGCACUUCCACCCCCUGUUCCCCAUCGUCCAUCGUCCAACCUUCUUUGCGACCAAGCCUAGUCCCCUCCUGGCAGGUGCCAUGGUUGCGAUAGGCUCCCAGUACGAUACACGGCCGAAUGCAAAGGAAUACUCUCUCGCUCUUCUGGAGGCCUGUCUGAAACUGCUUUCAAAGAGGCCCCCCAUCACCAGCCGCUCCCGCGUGACCGAUAUUCAGGCGGUGUUCCUGCUGGAAUUUUUGUCUAAAUUUCGGUCGCGAAAAGCCGACGUCCAGGUCUCCCACCGUUUUCGGAGUCUGUACGGCAGCUUCAUGCAAGACCGGCACUGGGUGUCGCAAAAUCCUCUCGCGGUUUUGAAUACGCUACCCCGCCUUCCGAAUGCAGAUGCGCUGAAGAGGGCGCAAAAAUUCUGGGUUGAACAUGAAGCUAGGCGACGGGUCUUGCAAGCUGCGUUCAUUCUUGACAUUCAGCAGUCCGUGCUGUUUGGUCAACCCCCGGUCUUGUUGCAACCCAGUUCCGGGACAACCGGCGUCUGGGAACAAGGGUCACGGACGAUCGAUCUACCGUUCCCCUGCAGCUCGGAUCUGUGGGAGAGCAGGCAGGUCGAGGAUUGGCUGCGCCUCGCAAAAGCAUACUCCCCGGCAUCACUGGCCUCUGUAGCCGCUACAUUUGGCGAACCUACGGGGCUGAAGGCAGAACAGAUCGAUCCUUUCCAGUCUAUGUUGCUUCUUGCGUAUAACUUGUCGGGGCGUGCCCAGAGUCGUGACCUCGAGGGCUCACUCGCGAAGUUCGCGAACACCCUGGAGAAUGUGGCCGGUUCUCAACAAACCGGUGCACCCUUGCCAGCGUUGUCCUCGCCCCAUUCGCGCACGCUUUUCAGCCAUCAUGCGCUCCUGGCGGCUCGGUAUACGCCUGUUCAGGCUUUGUUGACGGUCAGUGGAGAGUCUUGGCUCUUCAACCGGAAGCUGCCUCAAGAAGGCGACUUUCGAGUUGCAAAGGACGUAUUACGGCAGUGGGUCUCGGAUACAGACGACGUGAAGAAAGCCGUCUGGCACGCCGUACGAGCAUUACAGUAUGUCGUGCUCGUUGACACGGCAGCACCGACGGGUUCGUGGAGCAGCUUCCAACCGAUGCCGCAGGGAACGGAGCCGUUGGGGAUGCUCCAAACGGAUUGGAGUCUUUACAUCUGUGCGUUGAUCUGCUGGGCUUAUGGGUUUGACGCGUCGUCGUCAGCAUCAGCGACACAUCAUGAAAGCAGCAGCAACACCGAGCUUGCACGUGCCUACGUCCAGGCGAUGGUGUCGAUCGCACCAACGUGGGAAGGCAUGUCUCGGGAGAGCAUUCCGGCCCGUGUGCGAUGUAACACCGUGCCGCUUCUUGGAGUUCCUGCGCAGUACUAG
Molecule: messenger RNA, 2709 nt
Organism: Rasamsonia emersonii CBS 393.64
Lineage: Eukaryota; Fungi; Ascomycota; Eurotiomycetes; Eurotiales; Trichocomaceae
Product: C2H2 finger domain protein
Exons: 5
Coding region: 1-2709 (902 amino acids)
Biological process (GO): DNA-templated transcription; regulation of transcription by RNA polymerase II
Cellular component (GO): chromatin
Molecular function (GO): RNA polymerase II cis-regulatory region sequence-specific DNA binding; DNA-binding transcription factor activity, RNA polymerase II-specific; zinc ion binding
Source: RefSeq, a predicted model, not a curated record